Messenger RNA from Uloborus diversus, 720 nucleotides. Its product is annotated as heart- and neural crest derivatives-expressed protein 2-like. NCBI's taxonomy places the organism in Eukaryota, Metazoa, Arthropoda, Arachnida, Araneae, Uloboridae. Bases 1 to 720 code for a protein of 239 amino acids. The record is from RefSeq and is a predicted model, not a curated record. Gene Ontology annotation, molecular function: RNA polymerase II transcription regulatory region sequence-specific DNA binding; protein dimerization activity; DNA-binding transcription factor activity, RNA polymerase II-specific. Gene Ontology annotation, biological process: regulation of transcription by RNA polymerase II; developmental process. The transcript is spliced from 3 exons.
AUGGGGGAGGAAGAAAGAAUAGAGGAAAGAGGGCGUGUUCCAUCCAUCCACUCGGCCACUGUGGGAACUGUAUCGCGAGCAUUCGCUCUCCCCAUUGGUCCGCGGCCGGCCACUUGUCUCCCUGUCGGAUCGCCGCUCUGGGACUCGGAAGAGACAAGCCAGAACACGGAUCGCGUUUCGAUCAGACCAAGCGAGAAGAUGAACUUGAGUAACAACAGUUCUCUUCAGCCUUACGGCCAGCCGGCCCCGGACAUCGCCUUCCAGUCGUACUACGCGUGUGGCGCGGGCGGGGAGACCUUCUACGUGUGGCCGGCCUUCGCGACCAGCCCGGACGCUACCAGUCCGGUCGCAGGUCCGGUACGCUGCUUGAAGAGGCGCGUCACCAACAAUCGGAAAGAGAGGAGGCGCACGAUGAGCAUCAAUAACGCUUUUGCGGACCUACGGUCGUGUAUUCCAAACAUCCCGUCUGACAGUAAAUUGUCGAAGAUAAAGACUUUGAGAUUGGCCACCAGUUACAUCGCUUAUUUGACGAAAGUGCUAGCCGGAGAGGAAGAGUCUACCACCCCGCAGGCGACUUUCGUGGCUGAAAUCGCCCAACCAGUUGACCACAGCAAAAGAGGCGAUCUAGUGGGGACCAAUAUAUUAAAAACUAGAAAACGCAGUGGACGAACAGGAUGGCCAGAACAUGUGUGGGCUUUAGAAUUGAAGGAGAACACGUAG